This is a messenger RNA of Pteropus alecto (black flying fox), 1955 nucleotides long. It is a transcript of the gene LYRM9, whose product is annotated as LYR motif containing 9. NCBI's taxonomy places the organism in Eukaryota, Metazoa, Chordata, Mammalia, Chiroptera, Pteropodidae. The record is from RefSeq and is a predicted model, not a curated record. Bases 104 to 394 code for a protein of 96 amino acids. The transcript is spliced from 5 exons.
CCGCGUCCUCCGCGUCCGGGGUUCACGUUCCUCAGUGGAGGCGGAGGAGGAGGCAGAAGUACAGAGAAGUCAAGCAAGUUGCCCAGUAUUACACAGCUAGUACAUGGCAGAGGGACAGAUGGUCUUGCGGAUGGCUCCACUACCAGGGGCAGAGCUGGUCCAGAGGCCACUGCAGCUCUACCGAUACCUGCUGCGCUGUUGCCGGCAGCUGCCCACGAAGGGCAUCCAGGAGCAUUACAAACACGCUGUCAGGCAGGUGGGAGCAGCAUAUGCUGGGCCAUGGAGUUUCCGAGUUCAUUCAGAUGAAGACAAUCCUGAGAGAAUCCAGCAGAUUAUUAAAAGAGCCAUUGAAGAUGCUGACUGGAUCAUGAACAAAUAUAAAAAACAAAACUAAGACUCCAGGGCCCAAGGAGUGAAGCUGUCCUGAAGAUAUUGAAGUUGAGAGACCUCUCUUCUGGGACUAAUCAGCGGUAGCUGUUCUGGAAUAUCCAUUGGCCUUGUUGGCCGAGAGAGCAGGAAAUUGGGGGUAGGAGAGGCUGACGUUUGCUCAGAUGGCUCAUCUCACCAUGUUCGUGUCCCCAGCGUCCUUUAUGUUUGCUUUUCCAGUCAGUUUAGAUAUGAGAUUUAGGGAGAAUGUGUUUUUCACUUUGCUCUGAAAGUGAUUCAUUUAUUCUGGACAUCAUUCUUUGAGGCCUGGAGUGGGUGUCCUUUCAGAUGGCAGCCUGUACAGAGGACGGGGCAUGAGUUUUAUAACCGGACAGAUCUGGAUUUGAAUCCCAGCUCAGCGGCUUUUCAAGGGUGUUGCCUUCGAGCUCAGUUUCCUCCUUUGUGAGGAUUCAGUACACUGAAGUCAAAGAGCCUAACACUGGAUGUGGUGGCGGGUGGUGCCAAUAAACUUCUCUCUGAGAAAGUCGUCCUCCCUGCGCUCUCUUCUGCUCCCACGGUGCUCCAUGCAGCCCUCUCUAGCCCACUUUAUGUCGGGUCUUAGUUAGUUGUUGUGGACUUGUCCUAUCCCUGCUUGUCGUACCCCCGCAAGCCCCAGAGCCCUCACAGUCCCAUUGCGUCCAGCAGUCUGCCAAGUGGCUACUCUUCCUGACACUGUCUCUCCCUGCCCAGAGAAGCAAAAGCCCUGGUCCUUGCCUCCAUGGAAUUUACAGCGUCCCAGAGUGGUGAAAUGCAGUCUGCCUGAAACAAGGAUGCCAAAGCAGCUGCAGCGGCACCAGUGUUUAGGCUUCUGUGAACCUGCGUUUUGUUUUGACCGGCCUGUCCUUCCUUUGCCACUGUAUUGAAAGGAAAGGAGGGAAGAAGCAAGCAAGCGGCUGUGUAGGUUCUCGUGAACCUGAAAUCGGCAGAGAGAGACAGACCGAGUCUCAUCCCAAUUCCACUCAAGUUGUUCUUGGGUAGCUACCUUGCCUCUUCCAGCCUUGGUUUCCCCAUCUAACCAAUGGAGUAAUGUCAGUACCUACUUCAAGGGCUGUGGUGAGGAGUAAUGGCCCCUAAAUGCACGCCCAGUGCUCGCCCAGCACCUGGCUUGGGGAGCCGGCUGCACAGCAGGCCAUUAGCAGCUACCACUUUUAGAGAGCCCUGCUUUGCAGAUGGGAGAGCCCCUUUUCAAGGUCACAAAGCUACUAAGCCAGUUCUGUCUGAAUCUACCAAACAGUACAGAUUUUGGAGGAAAAAAGGGAAGGAAGGGAGAAAGGGAGGGAGGAGGAAAAAAGAAAGGAGGGAAAGCAGAAGGGAAGGAUCAGGGGGAGCUGGCCAGAGCUGGUGGAGCAGAUGGAAGACAGACAGACGCCACGCUGGGACUUGAGUGUCCCCCAGGACUCUCACCCAGAAGGGUGAUCUAGCAUGUGUUUGUGUCUUUGCAGUGAUAUGACUUAAAAGUGACUUAGAUACAUCUAUGUGCACUCAACUGAUCAGCAAAUAAUGAAGUAAAUAUGUCAAUUUGUGAAAUA